Notolabrus celidotus (New Zealand spotty) is the source of this 1265-nucleotide messenger RNA. Its product is annotated as natterin-3-like. The transcript has 3 exons. Bases 75 to 1265 code for a protein of 396 amino acids. The record is from RefSeq and is a predicted model, not a curated record. Lineage: Eukaryota; Metazoa; Chordata; Actinopteri; Labriformes; Labridae.
GUUUGUUCUGUGACUCAGUCACGUCACUCAGAUUCACUAUAAAAACCUGACAGAGACCAGAGCUGCAUCAGAUCAUGGACAUGAUGAAGCUGUCAGUUUUCGUGCUGCUGGCUCUGCUGGCUCUGCUGGCUCUGUCCUCAGCUAACCCUCUGGACGUCAGGAGCAACACUGAGCAGAGAAAUGGGCUAUCUGGGAGUCAUAAAACAACCCUGAAUGGAUCGAUGGGAACGGAUCAACCAUCUGUGAAUGUUGCCAAGUUUAGGCAGAAGAGGCAGGUUCAGUCGUCCCCCAAUGUACCAGUUCAAGGCACUAUCCUGGAGUGGGUGCCCUGGAACAACUCUCUUCCUAAUGGCGCAGUUUCAAUCUACAAUGAUUAUGUUGGUCGCACUGAAUAUGUCUGCAAAUACAAGUGUCAUGCUGGUUUUUAUAACCCCAAUAAUAAUGUUCCUUAUUGCUAUUAUCCCAACCAAAAAAAAGAACAUGCUGGUUCCCCUUUUGCCCUCCUGGUGAACAGAGACAACUUUGAGAUCCUGGAGUGGAAGGAUGACUCCAAGGGUUCAGUGCCCAAGAAUUCAGUCAGGACCUGUCCUGAUGAGGACAUAUAUGUGGGGAAGAACAAAUAUGGUCUUGGAAAGGUUGUUACUGAGGACAAGGCCUUCUACCUGCCUUGGAAGGGUUCUGAAUAUAGGUACAGCGACAACCAGGUCCUGACCUUUAAUGAGAAAGUCCUCAGCCAGCGGGUUGACAAUGUCAGGUACAUCACUGAUGAGUAUAAAAUCUUUAACUUCCCUCCUGAGACCCUGUACAAAACAACCCUCAGCAACUACGAAUGUCACCCAGUGGUGAAAACAGACACUAUCUCCAAGACGUAUCAGGUGACUCAAAGGUGGGAUGUUGAUGUUUCUGCUAGAAUUGAUUUCAAAACGGACUUUAAAGCCAAGGUUCCCGUUAUCGUCUCCGUUGGUGUUGAGCUCGGUGCUGAGUUGUUUUUCCAGUACAGCAAAGGAAACACUGUGACUGAUACCAUCACUGAUACCAUUUCUAUGGACAUCACAGCUCCACCAAACCACUCCUGUGCCAUUAGCAUGAUGCGCUACAAGUACAAGCUCACCAUCCCGUUCACUGCACGUCUCAGCCGCACCUACGGGAGCGGGGAGGUCCACACGACGUCCAUGACCGGGACGUACAGCAGCGUGAAGGUCGGAGAGGUCCGGGCUGUGGUGGACAGAUGUGAGGGUCUGCCUGAUGCCAAGACGUGCACAUGA